GAGAGAUGAAACAAGUGUCAUUGUUAACGUUACGAGUUUUUCCGACAGAGUUAUAAUUUUCAAUUAUUUGAUCUAACUUUUUUGUUAUUGUUCUUCGUAUAAAAAUAAUAAUUUAUAUGAUAAUUCAUUGUUUAUAUUAAAUUAUGCAAGUCAGAUAAAUUCAUUUACAAAAAUGAGUAAUGUUUAUAUUCAAGAACCUCCCACGACAGGAAAGAUUCUAAUGAAAACAUCUGUUGGAGACAUAGAAAUAGAAUUAUGGGCGAAAGAAACUCCGAAAGCUUGUAGAAAUUUUAUUCAAUUAUGUAUGGAAAAUUAUUACGACAACACCAUAUUUCACAGAGUUGUUAAAGGAUUUAUAGUUCAAGGUGGAGAUCCAACAGGUACAGGAGAAGGUGGUGAAAGUAUAUACGGUUCUCCCUUUAAGGAUGAGUUUCAUACAAGGUUGCGAUUUUGUCGCAGAGGUCUCCUUGCCAUGGCUAAUGCAGGCAAGGAUGAUAAUGGCUCACAAUUUUUUUUCACAUUUGCUGCUACACCAGAAUUACAAAACAAACAUACUAUUUUUGGCAAAGUUAUUGGAGAAACUUUGUACAACAUGCUUAAACUUGAAGAAGCUCUUGUAGAUGAAAAUGAUAGGCCUAUUUAUCCACAAAAAAUAUUGAAGACAGAAAUUCUAAACAAUCCAUUUGUAGAUAUUUCACCACGAAUAGAAUCUAAAAAGAAAAGUGAUGUGAAAGAAACUAAGAAAGAAAAAAAAGCAGGAGUAAAAAAUUUUAAGUUAUUAUCUUUUGGGGAAGAAGCAGAAGAAGAUGAAGAAGAAUCUGCAAUUUUGAAUAAGCAAUUAAAUAAUAAAGCAAAAUCAGCACAUGAUCGUUUGUCUGAUCCUAAAUUAAGUUCACAACCUGUAAUUGAUAACACUGAACCACCAAAUAAAAAAUUAAAGGAAUGUGACGAUGUUGAUUCUGAAAGUGAUAAUGAUACAUUACAAUCUUCUGAGACAAUAGCUGCCAUAGCAAAAGAAAAAACAGAAAUGACUGAAAGAAUCAAAAAUAAAUUGAAAGGAGGUAAAAAGACAAGUGAUUUCAAAGAAACUGAACCUACUAAAGUAACUGAUAAUGAUAAUGUAGAAGAAGAGGAGGAAUAUUAUUUUGGUAAAGAACGAUAUGAAGAACGUAAAAGAAAAAUGAAUGCAAUUAAAAAAGAAAUCCGUGACUUAAAACGUACUGUUCAGAACGAAAAAAAAGAAAAAGAAGCAGAUAAAAAACUUGAGGAUGAUAAACAAGAACAGAAAAGAAAACAAAGCGAAAUAUUGAAAGAUUAUUUACAAACUCAAGAAGAAUAUAAAAAAGCUAAACAAAAAAUACCUGCAAAGGGUAAAACACGAGAAGAUUUUACUCUAAAUCUUCUAAAUAAAUUCAAGAAUAAACUUCAGGAUACUAAAGAGUGUACAAAGGGCAACGGAAGUACAACAAAGGAAGAAGAAUCUAAAGAUGAUGGAGAUGACGAGUUGUGGAUGGCACAUAUUUUGCGUUGCGAAGAAAAAGCUCCUGUACUUGCAAAAGAUGCUAGUACAAAAGAUGACGAUUGGUUUGAAAUUUAUGAUCCACGAAAUCCACUGAAUAAACGUCGAAGAGGAGAAACAACAAACAGCUCGAGGGAUAGUAAAAAGGAUAGAAAUCAUUCACGUCGAAAAUAAAUAUAAAUAUAUAUAUAUAUUAUUUUAUUUAUAAAAUAACACUAACUAUAUAUGUAUAUAAUUAUAAAUUAUAUCUCCUUUUUU
Messenger RNA from Vespula pensylvanica (western yellowjacket), 1777 nucleotides. Its product is annotated as spliceosome-associated protein CWC27 homolog. Gene Ontology annotation, cellular component: catalytic step 2 spliceosome. The transcript is spliced from 7 exons. The record is from RefSeq and is a predicted model, not a curated record. Gene Ontology annotation, molecular function: peptidyl-prolyl cis-trans isomerase activity. Gene Ontology annotation, biological process: protein peptidyl-prolyl isomerization; protein folding. The coding region runs from base 173 to 1693 and encodes 506 amino acids. Lineage: Eukaryota; Metazoa; Arthropoda; Insecta; Hymenoptera; Vespidae.